UGCUGAGUUCGACAGAGGGGGUGCGCUCUGCAGGUCAGAAACAACUCACCAGACCAGGAAUAAAUCCACCCAUCGGGCCUAAAAACUUAAUAUUUCCACCAAAUCCGCGCUCACUUCAAGCUAACAUCAUGGCUGCUGCCAUCGUCUCUGCGUUCUUUGAUUACGACGAAGUGCUGAGCAAAAACACCAAGAUGUUCAACUUCAACAACACCUUCAGUGGCCCCCCCUCUAGCGCAGGUGUCCCCCCCAGCCCCCCUCCCACCGGCCCCCUGCUGGACAGACGGGCUGUGGGCUCUCCCCCCUCCUCUUCCUCCUCCUCCUCCUCUUCCUCCUCCUCCUGCUCCUCGGCCGGGGGAAUCCACCAGCGGAGGCACUCUGCCAACGCCCUGAGCUUGCCCCCACCCCCGGGGGCCCGUGACCCACGCCUACGGGAGCGCUGUUAUUCCGAGACGGGCGAUCGUCUCCGGGCCCCCGGGGCUGGAGGAGGCGGCGGCGGCGGCGGCGGCAGCACCCUGGCCGCCAUCGCGGCGGCGUCGGGCCUCGGCCCGGUCAACUCCAGCCGCUACAAGACGGAGCUGUGCCGCCCGUUCGAGGAGCACGGCGCCUGCAAGUACGGCGAGAAGUGCCAGUUCGCCCACGGGCACCAGGAGCUGCGCAGCCUCAGCCGCCACCCCAAGUACAAGACGGAGCUGUGCCGCACCUUCCACAGCAUCGGCUUCUGCCCGUACGGCCCGCGCUGCCACUUCAUCCACAACGCCGAGGAGCGCUGCGGCCCCAUGCCCCCCAACAGCGCUGGCGGCGUGGGACGCAUGAUGCCGCCGCCGCCCCUCGCCAACCGCCCGCGUCUCCAGCACAGCCUCAGCUUCGCCGGGUUCCCCAGCGCCCCCUCCCUGACCCCCCCGCCGAGCCUGGCGGCCGACUGGCCCAGCAGCGACCCCUUCGCCCUGCCCAGCCAGGAGCUGGCCCAGCUGUUCGGCUCCGGCCUGGCCGACGCCCCCCCGGUGCUGCGUCUGCCCGCCGUGCCCUGCCCCCCCGACUCGCUGUCCGACCAGGAGGGCUACCAGAGCAGCCUGGGCAGCCACAGCGGCUCCGAGUCCCCCGUGAUGGACGCUGCGCGUCGACUGCCUAUCUUCAGCUGGCUCUCCAUCUCCGACGACUAGAGAGAGAGAGAGAGAAUGAAAGAGAAAUAGAGAAAGAAUGAAAGAGAAAUAGAGAAAGAAUGAGAAAAAAGAAAGGAAGAGUGAGAGUGAGAGUGAGAGAGAGAGAGAGAGAGAGAGAGAUAGAGAGCACUUUCCUCCCCGUUCUCCCCUUCACCCCUGGCCUUGUUUACAGAUGACAGAAGGACAGAGAGGUGCAGUGUUGUAGCCAUCAAGUCCAAUCGGGCAGUCCAAACCCACCCCAACCCACCCCAGCCCACUUCCCUUGCGGAUCCCCCCCCCCCCCGUCUAUCGCUGAAGACCCUACUGGCCACGAGGGUCCUCCCCCUCUCCUUUGUUUAUGGACGGCAACAAGUGACCAUGAGAUCACGAUCCCAGCGUCACGUCAUUCUUGUGCCAAACGGAGUGUCAACGGUCCAUGUAGUCUCAUACCCUGUGUGUGUGUGUGUGUUUGUUCUUGUGUGAGAAAAAUGUCUCUGUGUGUGUGUGUGUGUGUGUGUGUGUGUGUGUGUGUGUGUGUGUGUGUGUGUGUGUGUGUGUGUGUGUGUGUGUGUGUGUGUGUGUGUGUGUGUGUGUGUGUGUGUGUAUCAUUAGUGCCCCUGUCCUCCAUGGCCCCUUAGUUCAGCUGAUGGGUAAACCAAGAGGGACCAUGGAGAAACAUCAAGUGCCUUGAACUAUCCAUUACUCUGACACGAAUGUGUAUGUGUGUGUGUGUGUGUCUGUGUGUGUAAGGAUUACAUGGACCAGCACAACAUAUCCAUCCUCUCCUGGCCAUUUUGGGAAUACACACAUGCAAGCAGACAUACACACACACACACACACACACACACCCCUACACACACACAAAUACAGACUUCUUGAAUUUCCUUUUCAACUCACCUGGAAGAUUCACGAAAAAUAAAGAAUCUUCGGUGCUAUGUUUGCCAUCACCGCGGCAACAAUCCCUAAAGUAUGUGAUGCCUUAUACUAAAAAAGCUAUACAGUAGUAAAUUGUUUUGAAAGAUAUUUAAUUUAAUUUGGGGAGGGAAAGUUGGAUGUGAACCAAGUUCAACCUUUAAGUCACCCAGUAGGCCUCAUUUACAGCCCUCUUUUGCCUUUAAAGUUGUGGUUUCUCCCACUACUGUCUGUGGCCCAGAAAAACACACCAAGUGUUUAAAACAAGUUAAAAAGAAAAAAAGAAAAAGAUGAUCCUAUGACAUUCCUCCAGAUGCCACCCCAUAAUAUUCUAAUACUAUCAGUACUAUAUUAUUAUUAUUAUUAUUAUUAUUGUUGUUAUUAUUAUUAUUAUUAUUAUUUUGUUCAGAAGAAUUUUUGGACGCAAGGUUUUGCUUGUCACUGCUUAUUUAACUUAUCAAAAUGUAUUUAUUGCUGAUUGUAUGCAUUUUUAUUUUGUUUGUAUUUAUCUGGAUCAUGACGAUAGAAUAUAUUUUUUCUUUUAUGUUAAAUUAUGAUCUUCCGUAUCAAGAUUGACCUGCUUUUGUUUUUAUUUUUUCACAGUUAAUAUAUUAUACUGCAAUUACAUUUUGUAACUACACUUUGAUUUUAUUUUAAAGUGAAUCUUAAUUUAAAGACAGAAUGCAAUAUUUAUUCGUUUCAUCCCUUGAGGCGGACUUCAGUUUGAGGUUCUUUUUUGUGUCACUGUCACACCCGUGCUAUCAAUGGUUUGCCUUGACAAUACGUCCUAUUCCUGAAUGCAAAUUGCCUUGAGUGGGGCAGACCAAUCAAAAGCAUGAUUGUAAAACAUCCCCCUCCACGAGAACCAAUCAACUCCGCCCAUACCAGUUGAGCAGUUAUGAAUGUAUCUGUGACAUAACCCCUUUCCCGUUCCCUUGUAAAAGUUCAAACAGGGACUUUGACCAGAACACUGAAUGUAGUUCACUCUUGUAUUUAGUUAACCUUGAAAUUUCUGUAAGCUACAUUCAUCCUCUACUUGACAUAAGCAUGAAGUUAUUGUUAAUUAGCAGGAAGAAAUCGUGUCUUCUAAAGCUCUCAAAUGGGUCUUUUUAAACAUGAAAUUUAGCAUCAGACUUUACUAUGAUUUUAACAGAUUGAAACACAGUAGAACAAGCUAAUGACUGUCCUUCGUAAUAUUGAUUAUGUAGUGCAUUUGAACCACCCUCAGCAGCUGUUAAGUGCCUACCAACACAUUCCAGAGGCCACUUUUUACCGUGCCUUUAUAUACAUUUUGUAAUUCAGAGCUGGUUAAUAAUUCCUAGUUGAUGAGAAUAAGGUUUACAACAUUGACAUUAAAAGUACCUGUUGAAUGUCUUUGUUCUGCAACAGUUGCUGUUCACCACACAAAUUAAUUCCUUUCAUAUUUUUGUAGUGACAGAUUGCAGUUUAAGACCAAUAAAAUACAUAUUUCUAAAAAUAAAA
Messenger RNA from Sardina pilchardus (European sardine), 3533 nucleotides. Its product is annotated as mRNA decay activator protein ZFP36L1-like. Lineage: Eukaryota; Metazoa; Chordata; Actinopteri; Clupeiformes; Clupeidae. The transcript is spliced from 2 exons. The record is from RefSeq and is a predicted model, not a curated record. Bases 129 to 1160 code for a protein of 343 amino acids. Gene Ontology annotation, molecular function: mRNA binding; metal ion binding.